GCGAAUGAGGAAAGAAAGAGAGCAUCAACCUUUACUUUUUUGUUACCCUAAUCUGAACUUUAAAUUUCUGUUAUCCAACGUCUUUAUUUUUUUUAAAGGUUCAUUUGUUUCGCCCAUUAAACAAGUUUCAGAAACCAUCUCUUUCCCUUUCUUUGCUUUUUUCUUUUCCUCUGCCUGUGAGCUUUUCCUAAUAAAACCAUAAAGCAGAUAUAGAUAACAAGUGUAAAACCAUUUUCUGGCAGAAUAUCAAUCCACCAUCUUCUCGUUCUCUUCUCUCAAAGAAAAGAUAGCAAAAGAAAGGAAAAGAGAAAGAGAGAAAAGGAGGGGUUUAGCCCCUUCCACUUCCUUGUAUUUCAAGACUCUUUCGUUGAAGAUGUUUGAUUCCAAAAUCCCUCCUCACACGCUUCAAGUUUCUCAGAUUCCUGUAACUUUUCUUCCCUUUUGCCGGGGGUUUAAAACCUGUCGACUUUGCUCCGAGUACUUCCAAACUCUAUCUUGUUAACUUCAUUCUAUUUCCAACAAAAACAUGGUCCCCUUGACCUUGAUUCUUUUCACUCUGUUUUCUCUUCUGGGUUCCUCUGUUUGUGCUUCAUCCUUGCUAAGUGAUUUCCAUGUCCUAGUCUUGCUUAAAGAAGGAUUCCAAUUCCCACACCCAGUUCUAAACAGUUGGGACACUUCCAAUUUCAGCUCAGUUUGUUCAUGGGCUGGAAUUCAAUGCCACAAGGGACGAGUUGAGUCGGUGGACUUAACAGAUAUGGCUCUGUAUGGCUCUGUUUCUCCUUCAAUUUCCACACUUGAUAGGCUCACACACCUUUCCCUUACAGGCAACAACUUCACUGGCACCAUUGACAUCACCAACUUGACCAGCCUUCAAUUUCUCAAUAUCUCCAAUAACAUGUUCAGUGGCCACAUGGACUGGAACUACACCACCCUGGAGAACUUACAAGUAAUUGAUGCCUACAACAAUAACUUCACAGCCUUGCUCCCUCUGGGGCUUCUGAGUUUGAAGAGGCUGAGGUACUUGGAUCUUGGUGGGAACUUCUUCUACGGUGAAAUCCCAGAAAGCUAUGGAAAUUUAGCAGGCCUGGAGUAUCUCUCAGUAGCAGGAAAUGACAUUCGUGGCAAAAUCCCAGGUGAGUUGGGAAAUCUCACUAACUUGAGGGAGAUUUAUUUGGGCUAUUACAAUUCUUUUGAAGGUGGGAUUCCAGUGGAGUUUGGAAAGUUGGUAAAUUUAGUUCACAUGGAUCUCUCAAGCUGUGAUUUGGAUGGUCCAAUUCCAAGAGAGUUAGGCAACUUGAAGAAACUCAACACUCUUUACUUGCAUAUCAAUCAGCUUUCUGGUUCAAUACCAAAACAGCUCGGCAACUUGACUAACUUGGUGCACCUUGACCUUUCCAGCAAUGCACUCACUGGAGAAAUCCCAUUUGAGUUCAUCAACCUCAAACAACUCAAGCUUUUCAAUCUUUUCUUGAACAGGUUACACGGCUCCAUACCGGAAUACCUUGCAGACUUGCAGGAUUUAGAGACACUCGGGCUGUGGAUGAACAACUUCACAGGAGAAAUUCCACAGAACCUAGGCCUGAGUGGGAAUCUGCAAGUGCUUGAUUUGUCCUCCAAUAAGCUCACUGGUGUGAUUCCACCUCACCUGUGUUCCUCAAACCAGCUCAGGAUUUUGAUUCUUCUGAAUAACUUCCUCUUUGGGCCCAUACCUGAAGGUGUGGGAACAUGUUACAGUCUCACUAGAGUAAGGUUAGGGCAGAAUUACCUGAAUGGUAGCAUUCCAAAUGGCCUUCUUUACCUUCCUAAGCUAAAUUUAGCUGAGUUACAGAACAACUACUUGUCAGGAACUUUGUCAGAGAAUGCUAAUAGUUCCUCUCAGCCUGUUAAUUUAGAACAACUUGAUUUGUCAAACAAUGCCUUGUCUGGUCCUUUACCAUAUUCAGUCUCAAAUUUCUCUACCAUUCAAAUCCUUUUGCUUAGUGGAAACCAGUUCUCAGGUCCAAUUCCACCUUCCAUUGGAGGACUCAAUCAAGUGCUAAAGCUUGAUCUUAGCAGAAACUCAUUAUCUGGGGAAAUUCCUCCUGAAGUUGGGUACUGUGUCCAUCUUACCUACCUUGACAUGAGCCAGAACAAUCUUUCUGGCUCCAUCCCUCCUAUAAUUUCCAAUAUUCGUAUCUUGAAUUACUUGAACUUGUCAAGAAACCAUUUGAACCAAACCAUCCCAAGAUCAAUAGGAACCAUGAAAAGCCUCACUGUUGCUGAUUUCUCCUUCAAUGAGUUCUCCGGCAAAUUGCCAGAGUCAGGGCAAUUUGGCUUGUUCAAUGCCUCAUCUUUUGCAGGAAACCCUCAACUUUGUGGUUCUCUGUUAAACAACCCUUGUAAUCUGACGAGAAUUGCAUCGAAUUCUGGAAAAAGCCCUGCAGAUUUCAAGCUAAUAUUUGCCCUUGGCCUAUUGGUAUGCUCCCUAAUAUUUGCAAUUGCAGCAAUUAUAAAAUCCAAGUCAUUCAAAAGGAAUGGCCCUGGUUCCUGGAAGAUGACAACGUUCCAGAAAGUGGAAUUCACAGUUUCAGACAUCCUUGAAUGCGUGAAAGAUGGCAACGUGAUUGGAAGAGGAGGUGCUGGGAUUGUUUACCAUGGAAAAAUGCCAAACGGGGUCGAAGUUGCAGUGAAGAAAUUGAUGGGGUUCGGUGCAAACAGCCAUGACCAUGGGUUCCGAGCUGAAAUCCAAACUCUAGGAAACAUAAGGCACAGAAACAUAGUGAGGCUACUCGCAUUCUGCUCCAACAAGGACACAAAUCUGCUGGUGUACGAGUACAUGAGGAAUGGAAGCUUAGGUGAGGCAUUGCAUGGGAAGAAAGGUGCAUUCCUGAGCUGGAACAUGAGGUACAAAAUCUCCAUUGAUUCAGCGAAAGGGCUCUGCUACCUUCACCAUGAUUGUUCACCAUUGAUACUCCACCGAGACGUGAAGUCGAACAACAUUCUGUUGAAUUCAAAUUUCGAAGCACACGUCGCUGAUUUCGGCCUCGCAAAGUUCUUGGUGGAUACCGGCGCCUCCGAGUACAUGUCUUCAAUUGCAGGCUCCUACGGUUACAUUGCACCUGAAUAUGCUUAUACAUUGAGGGUGGAUGAAAAAAGUGAUGUUUAUAGUUUUGGAGUUGUUCUACUGGAGCUAAUAACAGGGAGGAAACCGGUGGGAGAUUUCGGCGAAGGUGUGGAUCUUGUACAAUGGUGUAAGAAAGCAACGAAUUGCCGGAAAGAAGAGGUGAUGAACAUAGCUGAUGUGAGGCUAACGGUGGUGCCAAAAGAGGAAGCAAUGCACAUGUUGUUCAUUGCAAUGUUAUGCUUAGAAGAGAACAGUGUGGAGAGACCCACCAUGAGGGAAGUGGUUCAGAUGCUCUCUGAAUUUCCUCAGCAAACACUUACACUAGAGUACCAAUCAUCUUCCUCUAAUUAUUCCACAAUUACAAGCCCAGGCCCAGCAACCAAGAAACUUCAACCUUGUCUACCCACUUUUAAACAAGACCUUUUGGUUUAGUUCAAAUGCAAUUUCAUUUUUCUUCCUUUAAUUUGGUAAAUUUUGUGUUGGCUUCGUUUUGUAAUAUCUUAGCUUUCUUUUGGGGAGGGGUUAGAUUUUUCUUUAGUCGUCAUAUAGAGAGAGAUAUUUGGUAACCAUAAAGAGGGAUGUAGGAAUAACCACUACUGUUUAAUCUGCACUUCUUUAAAAGGAGUGUUGUAGUUAGUUUCAUGAGGCUCAAAAUCAUCAUUUGUAUUUAUAUAUAUUAUCAUGUGAAAUAGUAUAUACAUGUCAAAUUUUAUUGUGCUAUA
Lotus japonicus is the source of this 3825-nucleotide messenger RNA. RefSeq names its product leucine-rich repeat receptor-like serine/threonine-protein kinase BAM3. The transcript has 2 exons. Lineage: Eukaryota; Viridiplantae; Streptophyta; Magnoliopsida; Fabales; Fabaceae. The coding region runs from base 527 to 3535 and encodes 1002 amino acids. Gene Ontology annotation, biological process: protein phosphorylation. Gene Ontology annotation, molecular function: receptor serine/threonine kinase binding; ATP binding; protein kinase activity. The record is from RefSeq and is a predicted model, not a curated record.